Molecule: messenger RNA, 1213 nt
Organism: Salvia hispanica
Lineage: Eukaryota; Viridiplantae; Streptophyta; Magnoliopsida; Lamiales; Lamiaceae
Gene: EXPA1
Product: expansin A1
Biological process (GO): plant-type cell wall organization
Cellular component (GO): extracellular region
Source: RefSeq, a predicted model, not a curated record
CAUUUUCCUCAACUUCAACUUCAACUUCAACUUCCACCUCUCUCUCCAGAAAUCAAUCAAUGCCUCUGCUCGGGUUCUUCAUUGCCGGAUUUCUGGCAAUGGCGUCGGCUGCCAAUGCCUACGGCGGUGGCUGGGCUAACGCCCAUGCAACCUUCUACGGAGGAAGCGACGCUUCUGGAACAAUGGGCGGCGCCUGUGGGUACGGGAAUCUGUACAGCCAGGGCUACGGUACAAACACUGCAGCGCUGAGUACUGCUCUCUUCAACAACGGCCUGAGCUGCGGUUCCUGCUACGAGAUCCGGUGCGCCGGCGACAGGCGCUCCUGCUUGCCAGGUUCCAUUCUGGUCACGGCCACCAAUUUCUGCCCCCCUAACAACGCCCUACCCAACAAUGCCGGCGGCUGGUGCAACCCUCCCCUCCACCACUUCGACCUCUCUCAGCCCGUCUUCCAACACAUUGCUCAGUACCGCGCCGGCAUUGUCCCCGUCGCUUACCGCCGGGUAGCAUGCCGUAGAAGGGGUGGAAUUAGGUUCACCAUCAAUGGGCACUCCUUCUUCAACCUAGUGCUCAUCACCAACGUCGGCGGUGCCGGGGACGUGCACUCGGUGUCGGUCAAGGGGUCGAGGACCGGGUGGCAGGCGAUGUCGAGGAACUGGGGCCAGAACUGGCAGAGCAACAGCAACCUCAACGGCCAGAGCCUCUCCUUCAAGGUCACCACCAGCGACGGCCGCACCCUCAUCUCUAACAACGCGGCUCCUGCCGGGUGGUCCUUCGGCCAGACCUACUCCGGGGCUCAGUUCCGUUGAAUUGAAUUAUCUAUGAAUUUUAUAUUUAUAAUAUAUGGUCACACCUAAGUUAGGUUGCUAGUGUUAUUAUAAGAUAAGGUAGUAGCGUGAGUAGAAAAAAGAAAUAGAAGGGGCUAAUUUUAAAUGGUCCUUGUCUUUUUGGGGUUGAAAUGGGAAUCACGAAUGUGUGGGGGUGGGAUUCUCUUUCUUGCUCUUGACUUGAGGCUAUUGUUUUGGGAAUUUUAUUUUUAUUUUUUAAAAUUUUGCUAACUUGAUGGGAACUAUUUUACUGUCGCUUGAGAGGCAGAAGAUGGCUGAGGUGGAUAUAUUACCACCCGCUUCCUAUUCAAGGCUUAUAUUACUAUUUUUGUCCUGUUUUGAAGAUCAAUAUGUAAUUAAAUUUUAAUGAAAUGGCUUGUUUCUUGUUA